Messenger RNA from Racocetra persica, 207 nucleotides. The record is from the annotation of a GenBank genome assembly. Lineage: Eukaryota; Fungi; Glomeromycota; Glomeromycetes; Diversisporales; Gigasporaceae.
AUGCCAAAUUGUCAUAAUCAAACCUUUGUUAAUGACCUGAGAAUGAUGAUAUCUGCAGAUGAUACUGGAUUUCAUCCUGUGAAUAUUAGUUCACGACGUGCUAGUGAGCCACUACCCAUCUAUCUACCAAAUAAUUCUAAUUCUCAAGGCUUUGAAGCCGAAAAAAGUGACAUUUCCGAAGAAUCAAGACAAACCGCGCCUCAAUAA